AGAGUCACCGAAUCCCCACGGUCCCCACGGUCCUCCCCGCCAUGCUACGAAUCUCGUUGGUCAGCGGUCGAUCCACUGCGGUAAACUUUGACGACCAGAUCUCCCUGGGGGAGGUCAAGGCGUUUGCACAGCGAGACUUGCGCGUAGGCUUCUUGCGACUCUCCUGCGGGGGUCGCAUCUUAGAUCCCAAGCAGACUGCCGCGGAAGCGGGUCUGAAGGAUGGCGACUGUGUGACGGGCAUCGUUCAGGAGGCGCAGCUGGCGGCCACCAGUCGCGCCUUUGCCAUCCACUGCCACAACCCCGCGGUGAACGUUGUAACGUGGGGUCAUGUCCACUACGGUGCAGAUGAUCACAGCACCGUGCUGGGCGAUCAGCGCUCGGGGCGGAAUGUCACUGCGAUCCAAGCCAAUCUGAGUGCUUUUGCGGCCAUCCUGGACGACGGAGCAGUGGUUGCCUGGGGUGAUCCUAGAGCCGGGGGCGACUACAGUUUGGUGCGGCAUCGCUUGACAAAUGUCAUUGCAAUCCAAGCCACCGACGAGGCGUUUGCCGCGCUCAGAUCCGAUGGACAAGUCGUCGCAUGGGGAUCUCAAAGACAUGGUGGCCUUUCGCUAGAUGUCCUUCCAGCAUUGCGCAACGUCACCCAAAUUCAAGCGACCCAGAGUGCAUUUGCCGCCCUCCGCAGUGACGGGUUCGUAUCGGCCUGGGGUGAUGAUGCCUGUGGAGGGAACACACGGCUGGUGCAGUUCGAUCUGAAGAAGGUGACACACAUUCAAUCAACCAACGGUGCAUUUGCUGCCAUCAGAGAGCAUGGGUCUGUAGUGACCUGGGGUGCCAAAAUGUGUGGUGGUGACAGCCAUUCCGUUCAACCUUUGCUGCACAAUGUGAAGAAGAUUCAAUCGAACAGGUAUGCAUUCGCUGCUUUAAAAGCAGACGGAUCUGUUGUAACUUGGGGAGCUCAAAGUCGUGGUGGAAACAGUCUCGCAGUUCAAGCAUCUCUUGUCAAUGUGCAAGAGAUUCAAGCCACCGACUAUGCUUUUGCUGCAAUCUUGGCCGACAGGACAGUUGUUGUUUGGGGGGAUCCACAGCAUGGUGGAUCCUUCACAUCCGGCAUUCUGGACCCCAAUUCGAUUUCCGAGAUCCGAAAUGUGGCGGCGAUUCAAUCCACCAAGUCCGCCUUUGCCGCAAUCUUGGCCGAUGGAUCAGUGGUGUCCUGGGGUUGGCCAGAUCAUGGCGGGGACAGUUGGGAGGUACAAGAUCGCUUGAAGGAUGUGAAGCAGAUUCAAUCCAACAAUUUUGCAUUUGCUGCGCUGUUAGGAGACGGAAGCGUUGUCACCUGGGGUAAUGCAGGCUACGGUGGUGACAGCAGUGCUGUCGAGCACCGGCUUCGUGGACCGGUAGUGAAGAUCCAGGCGACUCAGACGGCCUUCGCGGCGAUCCUGGCAGAUGGAGCGGUGGUGACCUGGGGAUACGACAGUGAAGGUGGGAGCAGCAGCCCUGUUGAAAGGGACCUCAUCUACAUAUGA
Messenger RNA from Cladocopium goreaui, 1523 nucleotides. Lineage: Eukaryota; Dinophyceae; Suessiales; Symbiodiniaceae. The record is from the annotation of a GenBank genome assembly.